Molecule: messenger RNA, 3081 nt
Organism: Pseudoliparis swirei
Lineage: Eukaryota; Metazoa; Chordata; Actinopteri; Perciformes; Liparidae
Gene: slc37a1
Product: solute carrier family 37 member 1
Exons: 21
Coding region: 264-1895 (543 amino acids)
Biological process (GO): glucose-6-phosphate transport; phosphate ion transmembrane transport
Cellular component (GO): endoplasmic reticulum membrane
Molecular function (GO): glucose 6-phosphate:phosphate antiporter activity
Source: RefSeq, a predicted model, not a curated record
GGAGCGUGCGCUGCCAACCGCCCAGCUGUGUGCGCGUGCUCUCUGUGACACUGGGCUAGCUUUCACCCAACGAGGAAGUGGAGGACAUGUCCCGCGACUGAAGCACAAACAAAGAGGGAACCGUCGGAUCUCUCCCCAAGCUUCCUGUGAGGUGGGGACGAGGCAAGGCAGCGCCGCCAUGUUUGUGUGCACCCCAUCGGCCUCCUCGGCGUGAGCCCUCGUUCGCUGCCCGUCACCUUCACCGUCAAUAUUUGUGCCCAACCAUGGCCGCUGUUCCUCCUGGGAUCCGCCUGCUGGUGUCCUUCGACAGAGACCAGUGGUACAGAGCUCUCACUUUCCUGCUCACCUUCCUGCUUUACACCAGCUUCCACCUCUCCAGGAAACCCAUCAGCAUCAUCAAGAGUGAGCUCCAUAAGAACUGCUCCUCCGUCAGUGAGGCCUCCACCAUGACCUCCAGCAGCAGCCAGCAGACCUCGCCGCCGCCGCUGCACACGCCCACCGACUGCAGCUGGAAGCCUUUCGAUAAAAAGAACUACAAACAGCUGCUGGGAGCCAUGGACUACUCCUUCCUCUGCGCCUACGCCGUGGGAAUGUACCUCAGCGGCAUCAUCGGGGAGCGCGUGCCCAUCCGGCUGUACCUGACCGUGGGCAUGCUGACCAGCGGCCUGUUCACCUGCCUGUUUGGACUGGGUUACGUCUACAACAUCCACAAUCUGAGCUUCUAUAUAUUUGUGCAGGUGGCCAACGGCUUGGUCCAAACCACUGGCUGGCCCAGUGUGGUGACCUGCAUCAGCAACUGGUUUGGUAAAGGAAGGCGGGGGCUCGUCAUGGGCCUGUGGAACUCUCACACCUCGGUUGGGAACAUCCUGGGCUCUCUGAUCGCCGGCUACUGGGUCUCCUCCAACUGGGGCCUGUCCUUCAUCGUCCCGGGGAUCGUCAUCGCAGUCAUGGGCAUCGUCUGCUUUUUCUUCCUCAUUGAGCAUCCAAAUGACCUGAAAAUCAUGUAUGCUGAUAAUUCUUCUCCAAACAAGAACCAGGUCCCAACCAAGAGUUGGAAUGGCGUGAAUGGAAACACGGAAGUGUAUAUCCAGUACAAGGACAACAACACCCAGGUGAACUACUAUUACAAGGAUAGUGUUGCAAACCAGAAGAGCUACGACACGGAGCUGCUGUUGCCCAGCGACAGUGUGCGUGUCCCUGUGCAGCCGGUCGUGGUGGUGAAGAGGGAAGUGGAGCCAUCCGCCAUCAGCUUCAUGGGAGCUUUACGCAUACCGGGAGUGAUCGAGUUCUCUCUGUGUCUGCUCUUUGCCAAGCUGGUCAGCUACACCUUUCUCUUCUGGCUCCCGCUCUACAUCACCAAAGCAGCUCACCUUGAUGCCAAGAAGGCCGGAGACCUCUCCACCCUGUUUGACGUGGGAGGAAUAGUGGGGGGGAUCCUGGCGGGCGUGAUCUCUGAUAAACUGGGGAAGAGAGCCACCACCUGUGCCAUCAUGUUGCUGCUGGCUGCUCCCACACUGUACGGCUUCUCUAUGAUCAGUGAGUUCGGUCUGGGGCCCACCGUCGGCAUGCUGCUGGUGUGCGGAUGCCUCGUCAACGGGCCGUACUCCCUCAUCACAACGGCAGUGUCUGCUGAUUUGGGGACCCACAAGAGCCUGAAAGGCAACGCCAGAGCGUUGUCUACCGUCACCGCCAUCAUCGAUGGCACCGGAUCUCUCGGCGCCGCUCUGGGCCCCCUGCUGGCCGGGCUGCUGUCUGCAGGCGGCUGGGACCGGGUCUUCUACAUGCUGAUGGCCGCCGACUUCCUGGCUCUGUUGACUUUGCUCCGGCUUGUGACGAAGGAGCUGAGCUCCACCAAACCCCGCCCCAUCUUCGCUGUGGAGUUGAAGGAGCACUGAGCACUUUGAUUGCACACACACACACACACACACACACACACACACAGCCCAUGUACUCGCGUCCCUGAAGAAGAGCUGAAGCUGAAGUCUGGUGAACCAAAAGGAGCUGCAGCAUCUGGAGGAUUCAUCUUCACACACGACUCAACUUCCCUCUCCUCUCCUCCUCUGCCGUUGAGCUUUCAUGUAAGUCAACUUAACCCUCCGUGAAUCCAGACAUGUCUGAUGUGAAGCUUCAUGUUGCCACAUCACACGGACAGAGAGCUCAGCAAUGACUGUUCUGUGUCUUUGAGACUUCAACCCCUUCCACACAUGGAAAGCUCCCUGUAGAGUUUCUGAUCUCUGCUUAUUUAGUGUAGAGAGAAUUUAAAUAUAAUAUCAGCUCACUGUUGACCUGGUGGCUCUUUUAAAAAGUGAGAGUGAAUCUUUCCUCCUGUGUGGCUGAAUGUGUGGAGCACAAACCACUACAACUCUCCUCUGUGUGGAAGUUGCUGUCUGCGUGUCUUCUUUGCCUUACUGAACCAAAGAAUGUUAAUGUAAUUUAAUUGAGAGACUAAUUGUUGGUUUUCUGAUUGUUUUCUGAUUUUUGUUUUUUCUCUGAAAUGACGCCACCAAAGGUGUAUUUUUAUUUUUAUAUAUGAGACGGAUGCAGAUCGUGACGUAUGUUUUCUGUGGGUGGUGAUCUGAGAUAUUAUGAAUGUAACGUUCCUGUCGAACUUUUCACAUGUCAUGAGGUCAUGUUUAUCAGUGCAAUGUUGAGAACUUGGGUUUGUGGUUGAGUAAGUUGUCCUUUGUGACUGAAUCGUAUCUUCCAGUCUAUGAUCUUGUACGCAUAACAAAGGAAAAUCUGAACAGUUAGAUUAAAAAAAGCUAAUUUGCUUUCCCUGACACACUAAUUCUAUUCAGUAAAUUUACUCUGUAAUUUAUAUCAACGUCAAAUCCACCAAAUAUCUUAUGUCAUUUAAUAUUGUGAACUUAUUCAUUCUUUAUUCACUUAUCAUAAUGCAUUACUGGGAACAAGACCACGGUUUGUGUGUAUUUAUGAUGUGUCAGUGGUAGUAGGCCUAGGACUUGAAACAUUGUGUGCCUUAUUUGUUGAUUGUCUUUUUUCCAGGCAUUUUCUUUUGUAAAGAAAUAACAUAUCCAAAUGUUUACUUGCUUUAUUUGGAAUAAACAAAUUGUUUUCUCA